Messenger RNA from Bradysia coprophila, 1871 nucleotides. It is a transcript of the gene acj6, whose product is annotated as abnormal chemosensory protein 6. Lineage: Eukaryota; Metazoa; Arthropoda; Insecta; Diptera; Sciaridae. Gene Ontology annotation, biological process: regulation of transcription by RNA polymerase II. The record is from RefSeq and is a predicted model, not a curated record. Gene Ontology annotation, molecular function: RNA polymerase II cis-regulatory region sequence-specific DNA binding; DNA-binding transcription factor activity, RNA polymerase II-specific.
AACCUUUGUUUGAUGCCAUUUAGACAUAUAUUGAAACGUGGUUUUCUGCAUGAGUGUGUUUUUAUUUUUAUUUUUUGCUUACAAUGUUGUGAACAGAAAUAUUUUAUCAACACAUGUAUAAUUAAAAAGAUGUUCGAGUAUGAGUUUGAUUUAUUAAUAUCUAUAGACUUCAAACAGACGGGCUAUUUCAAUAAUAUGAAUUAUACCUUAAUAUUUAGAAACAACAGAGAAAACAAAAAUAAAAACGGAAUAUAAAAUCGACAAUGAAAUAAAUGAAAAUCGAGAUCGAGGUAACACAUCGGAAAACGUUUUAAAAUCAGAAUCGAAUCGAAAUAUCAGCAAGCGAAAAUUUACGAACCAAAAAACUGCCGAGAUAAACAAAAAUAAAUAAAUAAACAAAAAAACCACCACAAAAUCAGCCACAAAGUGAUUAUAUUGAGUGAUUUGUGAAAAUAAAACUGUUUCAAAAUUUACUCGCCCACACCAUUUGACGCCGCUAAGGCGUUAAAGCUCGAAGAAGACUUUACCAGCGGCUGCAUGACUAUGUCAAUGUAUCCGUCGCCGGAUAAAAUGAAAAUGGGUACACCCGGAUGCUUUCCAGGUCGAUACAGUCCGUCGUAUCGGGGUCCGGAUCAGAUGCGACGAUGUAUGGGAAAUCCAUCGAGCCGACUGUUAGAGGAUGCUUCUUCAAUUAUGUGCAAUUCUUGGUCGCCACGAAAUGGUGACAUAUUUUCCGGACUAAACGAUGGUAUUUUAAGUAGAGCGGAAGCAUUAGCGGAUAUCGGGAAACAUCAAAGUAGUCAUGCGCAUACACAAAUGUCAACACAGCUGAAACACGACGUAAUGUAUCACCACAGUAUGGGCGGUCCACCCCAACGACCUUUACAGAUGCAUCACACAAUGGAUGGGCUUGACAUGCUUGAUCCAGCUGGUUCGAUGACCACUUUAACACCAAUGUCAGAUACGCCAACGUCACAUCACCAAUUGCAUGGAUCCUAUCACGGAAUGAACCAUAUGAUGGGACAUCAUCACGGUGGACCAUUAGGCGGUCAUACGCCGGGUAGGCAUUAUGGUCAUCACGGGCAUCCGGGAGCACAUCAUCCGGCAAUGGCUGCUGCCGUCGCAGCUGCUGGCUUACAUCCGGACACCGACACCGACCCUAGGGAAUUAGAAGCGUUCGCUGAACGUUUCAAGCAGAGGCGAAUAAAAUUAGGUAGUGUAACGCAAGCGGACGUAGGCAAAGCAUUAGCCAAUUUAAAGUUGCCUGGUGUGGGCGCCUUAUCACAAAGUACCAUAUGUAGAUUUGAAAGCUUAACGUUGUCACACAACAAUAUGAUAGCUUUAAAACCGAUACUGCAAGCUUGGCUGGAGGAAGCCGAAGCGCAAGCAAAGAAUAAACGACGAGAUCCAGAUGCGCCGAGCGUUUUACCAGCUGGAGAGAAGAAAAGCCUUUUUUCAAGAAAAAGGACUUCCAUCGCAGCACCAGAAAAACGAUCCCUAGAAGCCUAUUUUGCCGUCCAGCCACGACCAUCCGGUGAGAAAAUAGCAGCAAUUGCCGAAAAAUUGGAUCUAAAGAAAAACGUUGUACGAGUGUGGUUCUGUAAUCAGCGUCAGAAACAGAAACGAAUGAAAUUCGCUGCCCAACACUGACAGACGAACGGUGCAGCUGCUCAAUUAAGCCUACUCGGUAGUGUGACUAGUUCAAUGAACGGAUCCGGAAAUUCUGCAGUUUCGUCCUUUGGGUACUAAAGCAAACACAAAAAAAAUUUACUGUCAUAAACGUAUAAAAAAAUAAUGGAAAAUAAUUUCUCUCCAGUUUCAAGUAAAAGAAAAAAUGAAAAAAAAAAUAAAAAAAAAUUAUAAAAAAAAUU